Messenger RNA from Pomacea canaliculata, 2011 nucleotides. RefSeq lists its product as uncharacterized. Bases 317 to 1396 code for a protein of 359 amino acids. NCBI's taxonomy places the organism in Eukaryota, Metazoa, Mollusca, Gastropoda, Architaenioglossa, Ampullariidae. The transcript is spliced from 7 exons. The record is from RefSeq and is a predicted model, not a curated record.
GACGAUAGCUCCACUUAAUAUUAAUGUCGUCUGCAACGCUAUGCUUGAACGUUCGUGGUGAAAGCAUGUGAAUCACGUUUACUACAAGAUAGAGGUCGGUGAUUGGCGAUGCCUGAGAUAAUGUCAUUAUCAUCUUAAAAUCUGUGAAAGAGGCUGUAGUUAGAAGUUAUUCAGUGGUCAAUAUUUAACCGCUAUUUCAAUACAGGGCAUCUAUAACAGGUUUUCCUAAUCCCAUACAAACAUCUCGACUGUGCUCAUCUAUGUCACUGCUUGACUUCAGUCUUUUGUAAACUGCUGGAAAGAUUUUAUUAUCAGAAUGGGAAUAUCCACAUUAAGAAAGUCAAGCGCACUCAAUUCAGCAGCAGUAAAUUUGUUAAGAAAUAGUGGAAAUGUACAGGCGAGCACAAAGGCAACAAUUAACAAUUUGCGCGCAAGAUCGUUGGAAACAGAAGCACAGACAAAUUGGCAUCACAAAAUCACCGUGACGGAGAAAAGCACAAAGAAAAGAGGACAAUUUAUUAAGCUGGAAGUGUCUGUUAUUGACACUCAUCCAGGUGAAACAGACCGACCGACAGUAGUGGCCGUUCACGGGAGUCCAGGGUCAGGAAUGGACUUUGAACCCCUUAUUUCUCAUCUUGUAGAAAGUGGAGUUCGGUUUGUUGCUCCCACAACACCAGGAUUUGAACCAAGCAUUGUGGAACCAUGGAAACUGCUACAUCUGGAUUACUCCACAAAGGGGCGAGCUUUGUUGUUGGAAAAAGUUCUGAAAGAAAUCAGCGUUGACAGGAUAGAUCUUCUAAUGUCCCACAGUGCUGGAACUUGGACUGGAUAUAAGAUGGCAGCUGAGUGGGAGUGUGUGAAAUCUGCUUGCUUUUUGAACCCUUGUGGAGCAAGACCACACAAGUCUCUCCGUCCAUUUGCAUUUGUGCAAACCCUGGCUUGGAUUUUGCAACAGAGAAGUCUGCAUUAUCUUUUGAUGCCACUGAUGGAAAGAGUCUACCAAAAAAUAGGAUUUACUGGCAUCAAAGGGGGAGACCAUAUUGUUGUUGCACAGAAAAUUGUAACUUCGCAAGGAUUUGAAGAUAUGCCGAAAUAUGCUUAUAAGAUACGAGAGCGAAAACUUCCACUAGUGUUUGCCUUCACCUUGAAUGACAAGAUUGUUGAGACACCUGUGUCAAAAGAAAUGUUCCUGAAUCAUCUAGGAGUACCUCAGCAUAACCUCACUAGGUUCAGUGCAGAUCAGACUCCAAGUGGGAACUCUUUUUGUGCGACAGAAGAUGGCUGGGUAGCAAGGGGCCUGCUCUUUGAACGUGGAGGUCAUGUUGUGCAUAAAGCCUACUCUAAGAUCAUUCUGGAACAUAUAGCGGAUCUUCUGGCACAUGCACAAAAGUCUUGACUGAAACAUGUGUUGGCUUUUCUUCUGUCCAUAUGGAUACACAAUAAAAAUCUGUGAUAAUUUAUGUUCUAGUGGACUUUGUGUACACAAAUUUUUCUGUUUUAUUAAUGAGGAAAAAUGUAAGUCAUCCUGAGAGUCUAGGAAGACUGUCAUGUCAAGAUGCGUGAGAUUCUUGUCAAGACUGGGCUGCCACUGUAGAAGCUUAGCAUGGGGGAAACAAAUGAUGAGUUUUUGAGUUUUCAAGCAAUGUGGUAAAUAAAGGGCAUGCCGUUAAUGCUUCACUGUGAACAGAGCAAUGAAAUAGUUACAUGCAUAAGUUAUAGAGCUGCAUACCUAGGAUUUCUCAUCAAACAUUCACCCUGAUACAGCCUUCACUGUUGGUCUAAACAUGGAAGUUUUUUGUAAUAUCAAUGUUACAUGUUUUAGCCAAGAUUAUUCCAACACUGUUUAUAUAGUUAGUACAUAAUACACCAUGCCUGAGUUUAGUUGGGUGUUAUAUUAGUGAGUUGUGCUUAGCCAGUAUAAAGCUAGGAUUAAAAAAAAAAAAAAAUCAGGCAAAUGUUAGCUCCCAGUGUUAGGUACCAAUGAAUAAUAAAUAUUAUAGCUAAGGAAAAA